Messenger RNA from Perkinsus marinus ATCC 50983, 1163 nucleotides. Its product is annotated as Splicing factor, arginine/serine-rich, putative. The record is from RefSeq and is a predicted model, not a curated record. Bases 1 to 747 code for a protein of 248 amino acids. NCBI's taxonomy places the organism in Eukaryota, Perkinsozoa, Perkinsida, Perkinsidae. The transcript has a single exon.
AUGGUACCGUACAGUAACGAGAUGCCGGCGCCACCGCCUCUCUCAUGGGACGGCUCGAGGAGCCCUGGUGGGACUCGUCUCACGAGGCAACGCACUCUGACUAGGAUCAUGUCGGCUAUGACUGUUGAUGCCGCAGCGGAGAUCCGUCGAGAGGAAGGAGCUGAUCUUGGGGGGUUCGUGUUGGAGCCGAGAGAGACGCAUCAUUAUCCUCUUCACACUGCUGAGUCUAUUCGGCCGGUUGAGGGAGCUGAAAUCAAUAGAGAGGAUUCGGCAGGAGCAGCAGAGUCCGCGGAUGGGGCUGAGUUGGACAGGAGACGUUCGUUCAGACUGCGGUCGAUGUCGGUUAGAAGUAGCUCGAGUGACUUGGAACACACUUUCCCAGAUCCGCCUUAUUUGAGAUUGAGUAAGUGGUGGAAUCGAAAGAAAAUGGAGAGAGCUGAGAAGAGGCGAUUGAAGAGGAUUCGACAGAGGGAGUUGCGGAAUGCUGGUUUCGAUAAUAAGGCCUCACGAUCGACCACGACUCCGCAUAGUGCUGCUGACCGUGGGGAAGAAUCCACGUCCGUGGUCAGUGAGAGCAACGAUUUAGAAAUCGGCUUGGGAAGAGCGCGUGAGGAAUCACAUAGUCGUGGAACAGCGCCCAAGGUGUCGAGGAACUCUAAGGAGAGCUCAUCUUCCCGAGUGCCAGCUCUGGCGCCUGAUACACCACCAGAUUCGUCUCGUUCGUCUGUUGCGGGUGGUGACUAUUGAGUUCGGCAAAGUCCCCUCGCUCUAGUAUCGCACAGUUGUAAUCAGACUAUAUAAUUGAAGUAUUAUCCGAGAAGUUAAUCUCCGUAUUGUAUGGUGAUGAUGUCGUUCGUACCGUCAGAUUUGGUUCUUACUCUUUUCUUGUUGCCGAGCACUCAGCCGUUGUGCACCAUAAAAAGUGGCUUAAGCAAAUGUAUUUAUCUCUUUUUGUAGUCCGUUGGACCACUACCUAUCUACUGUAUAGUCGACAACCACUGCUACUCAGUGUCGCGAUCGGUAACGCUUCUUGACUAUGCGCAAAGAUGUUGUUGUCGGGACAGUAUGCGAUCAUUGCCGUUCUGUUGUGAAUGAGGGUAAGCAACAGCAUCAGCAUUUCUUGUUACAUAACUAUUUACCAUUUGUUUUACUAUUUCAAUCCG